CUUGCCAGUGUGACCCCCAAGGUUCGCUGAGUUCAGUGUGCGAUCCCAACGGAGGCCAUUGUCAGUGUCGACCCAAUGUGGUUGGCCGAAGAUGCGAUAAAUGCGCCCCGGGCACCUUUGGCUUUGGACCCACCGGAUGCAAACCCUGCGAGUGUCACGUCCAAGCGUCUGCAAACGCCUUCUGCCACCCGGAGACCGGGCAGUGCCAUUGUUUCCACGGAGUUUACGGCCGCCAGUGCGACAGAUGUUUGCCCGGAUACUGGGGGUUCCCAAGCUGCCAGCCCUGCCAGUGCAACGGUCACGCGGACGAGUGCGAUCCCUACAGUGGCCAGUGCUUGCAUUGUCGCGAUCACACCUCAGGCCCCAAUUGUGAGAGAUGCCUUGCUGGUUAUUAUGGAGAUCCAGUCUUGGGAUCAGGGGAUCACUGCCGUCCUUGCCCGUGCCCAGAUGGUCCGGAAAGUGGGCGCCAGUUUGCCAGUGGCUGUUAUCAAGACCGGAUUACGUUACAAGUGGUGUGCAUUUGUGAGAGAGGAUAUAAAGGAAGCCGAUGCGAUGAAUGUGCCUCUGGCUUCUUUGGAAACCCCGAAGAGUUUCGUGGGACUUGCCAGCCCUGCCAGUGUAACAACAACAUCGAUUCCUCUGAUCCAGAGGCCUGUGACAAGAGGACAGGCUUGUGCCUCAAGUGUUUGUUUCACACCCAGGGCCAACACUGCCAAGAGUGUAAACCUGGCUACUACGGAUGGGCUCUUCAGCAGGAUUGCAGAAAGUGUGUCUGCAAUUAUCUGGGGACGGUACGUCAGCGCUGCAGCAGCGCCGAAGACUGUGAGUGUGAGAGAGAAACAGGCCAGUGUCAGUGUCUCCCUAACGUGGUCGGGCAGAAUUGUGAUCACUGCGCUCCAAACACGUGGCAACUCAGCAGCGGGACCGGAUGCGAACCCUGCGCCUGCAAUCUGGAGCAUUCCUUCGGCCCGUCCUGCAACGAGUUCACCGGGCAGUGCCAAUGUAUGCCAGGAUUCGGGGGACGCACCUGUACGGAAUGUCAGGAAUAUUUCUGGGGUGAUCCUACUGUGGGCUGUCAAGCUUGUGAGUGUGAUUCACGAGGCAUCCAGACUCUCCAGUGUAACCGGUCAAGUGGCCAGUGCAUCUGUAAGGAAGGCGUGGAAGGAGCCCGUUGUGAUAAAUGCACCCGGGGCUACGCCGGCACGUUUCCAGAUUGUGCUCCUUGUCACCAAUGCUUUGCUCUCUGGGAUAUCAUCGUCAGUGAGUUGGCCAACAAGACCCAGAGAUUCCUGGAAAGAGCCAAAGUGCUGAAGAUCGCGGGGGUGAGCGGCCCCUACCAAGAGACCCUCCACUCGGUGCAGGAAAAGCUGAACGAGAUCCAAAGCAUCAUUGCUCAAAAUCCGGCGACCGAGCCUCUUCAGAACAUCGGCGACCUCUUGGAGGAAGCAGAGAAGCUAAAAACAGAUGUGGCCAAAAAGAUAACAGAAGUCGAAGCAAAGCUGUCUGCCGUGGCAAACGACAGCAGCGCCGUGGAGGCUGAGCUGAGGGCUUUAGAGGCAGAUGCGAAGAGUUUACACAAUGCUGUGAAGGAACUUGCCGAACAGCUGGAGUUCAUAAAGAUCUCCGAUGUUCGAGGUUUGUAUUUUGAGAACCUCGAAGAAUUUUGGCCGG
This is a messenger RNA of Protobothrops mucrosquamatus (brown spotted pit viper), 1671 nucleotides long. RefSeq names its product laminin subunit beta-1-like. Gene Ontology annotation, biological process: axon guidance. The annotation marks the transcript as partial. The record is from RefSeq and is a predicted model, not a curated record. The transcript is spliced from 8 exons. Gene Ontology annotation, cellular component: basement membrane. NCBI's taxonomy places the organism in Eukaryota, Metazoa, Chordata, Lepidosauria, Squamata, Viperidae.